This is a messenger RNA of Sebastes umbrosus (honeycomb rockfish), 5273 nucleotides long. It is a transcript of the gene smc6, whose product is annotated as structural maintenance of chromosomes 6. Gene Ontology annotation, cellular component: nucleus; Smc5-Smc6 complex; site of double-strand break. The record is from RefSeq and is a predicted model, not a curated record. The transcript has 27 exons. Gene Ontology annotation, biological process: double-strand break repair via homologous recombination. Lineage: Eukaryota; Metazoa; Chordata; Actinopteri; Perciformes; Sebastidae. The coding region runs from base 132 to 3374 and encodes 1080 amino acids. Gene Ontology annotation, molecular function: single-stranded DNA binding; damaged DNA binding.
AGCGACACCCACAAACUGUCACAACUGCACUCCAGUUUCGACCAGGAAGUCUUUUAAAAACCUGCUGUACUGUGUCUCCUCAGGUUGUUUUUGCAGGCUGCACACUGAUACACAAUGUGACAUGUUUCAAGAUGAGUAAGAGGAAGGGCAAAGUAAACGGUGAUGUGACAGCUGUCAAGAGCCGCAGAGUGACAGCUGAUACGAACCAUCGGAGAUCAUCAUCCUCCAGUAGCUUCACUCCCUCUGCCACCGGAGAUAUCGGCCUCAUUGAGAGCAUCACUCUGAAGAAUUUCAUGUGUCACCAUUUGCUCGGUCCGUUCCAGUUUGGGCCCAAUGUGAACUUCAUCGUCGGCAACAACGGAAGUGGAAAAAGUGCCAUCCUGACUGCGUUGAUGGUAGGCCUCGGUGGAAAGGCCACUGUCACUAACAGAGGAGUGUCUCUGAAGGAUUUUGUGAAGACCAGUGAGAAUACUGCAGAUAUAACAGUAAAGCUGAGAAACAGAGGACCAGAUGCUUUUAAAAAGGACGUCUACGGCGACUGCAUCUCCAUCGAGCACCGCAUCUCUAGUGAUGGAAGUCGGACCUGCAGGCUGAAGAGCAAAUCAGGACAACUUAUCUCAAACAAGAAGGAGGAGCUGACCGCCAUUCUGGACCACUUUAACAUCCAGUUGGAUAACCCGGUGUCCAUUCUCAACCAAGAGAUGAGUAAACAGUUCCUGCAUUCAAAAAGUGAAUCGGACAAGUAUAAGUUCUUCAUGAAAGCAACUCUGCUGGAACAGAUGAAGAGGGAUUACAUCCACAUCAAGCACACUAAAACAAUUACACGACAGCAGGUUGAGAGACAAGAGGAGUCUCUCAAGGACCUGAAGCAAGAGUUUCUGCAGAAGAAAGCGAGGUAUGAAAAGAUGCCGUCCUUCAGUGAGAUGAAGGUGGUUUUGGAGAAUCUGAAGAAAGCAAUGGCUUGGUGUUUGGUCAGAGAGAAGGAGCAGUUUGUGCAGCAGUUAAACGAGGACGUUGAAAAGGAAGCGAAUAAUCACAAACAUCAGGACAACCUUCAGCUCUGUCAGUCUAAGGUCAUACAAGUAGAAAAGAAGCUUCAGUGCAUCAAAUGCAGAGUUGACAGCGUGAGUCAGGAACAAGGUUCUCUAUCGGAGGACAAUCUGAAGUUGAAAGAACAAGUGAAGGUCAUCAGCAAAGCUCACAAGGAACAGGAGCUUGUUUUUUUCCGGGCUCUGAACAAACUCAGACAGUCAGAGACGGAGCAAAACCUCCUUCAGGAGAAAAUCAACAAGGCAAGAACAAGUGUUAACCUGAACAAUGAUGGAGAGACAGAAUACACAAAACAUCAAAAGAAAAUAUUGAGUCUGAAAGAGCAGCUUGCAGAGCUCGAGAAAAAGUGCUCACAGCUGAAUCAGGAGAUCAAGAACAAACACCAGGCACUUUUCACAGGAAAGGAAGAACGGGACAAGCUGAGAUUGGAGGAGAGAAACAUUCAGGUUAUGUACGAGUCCAAACUGAGGAAGAAGAAUCAGGUCCUCGCCAGUCGAUCAAACAAACUGAAGCGGUUUGGAGAUCAGGUGCCCGACCUGCUGGGCGCGAUCGCUGAGGCGUACGCUACAGGACGCUUUCUCAAGAGACCUGUUGGUCCAAUAGGGGCGUGCAUCAGUCUGAAGGAUCCCUUGCUGGCGGUAGCCGUGGAGUGCUGUCUGCGGAGCUUCAUGAAGGCUUUCUGCUGUGACAACUACAAGGACGAGACAGUCCUCCAGGAGCUCAUGUGUCGCUAUUAUCCAAAAGGCAACAGGCCGCAGAUCAUCGUCAGCCCUUUCUCUGAGAAACUUUACAACAUUCAUGGACGGAAAGCACAUCAUCCAGAAUAUCCGUCUGUGCUGGACAUCAUCACAGCGUCGAGCCCGUCCAUCAUCAACUGCCUGAUUGAUAUGAGAGGGAUAGAAUCAAUCCUCAUAAUCAAAGAAAAAGACAGAGCGAGGAGGGUCAUGCAGCAAGGCCGACCUCCUAAAAACUGCCGUGAAGCGUUCACUGCUGAAGGAGAUCAGGUGUACCCAAACCGUUAUUACACCUCCGACUUCAACAUGGCCAAAUAUCUCGGUGGGGAUCUCGAGACUGAAAUAAGUAUGUUGGAGUCAGACCUGGAGAAUCACCAGGCUCAGCUGUCCAGGUUUCAGCUCCACGUGACCUCUGUGACCGAGGACAUCGUGAGCAUGGAGAGCAGGCUGAACAGCACCAUCAUGACCCUGAAGAAGACUCUGGUCUCUGUGAAUCAAGUCAAGGCAACAAUAGCUGAGCUGGAGAAUGCUGGCGAGGAGCACAUCGACGACAUCAGCUCCUUGGAAGAAGUUUCCCAAGAGAACCGACAGAAGAUCGAGGCAGAAACGCAGACUGUUCAUGAGGCAAGGACGGAGCUCGACAAGCAUCGUAAAGCAGCUGAGGACAUCGAGUCAAAGUACUCUUCUGUUAGAGAACGGAUUGAUCAGCUUUCUGAGGAUACAGAGCUGUUAAAGGAGGAGCAGCUGAAGUUGGAGGCCGAGUGCGCAAAACAUGAACGAACCCUCACGAUUUUAGAAAACAAACUGGAGGCUCAUGAAGACAACAUCCAAGCUAUGAAAAGUGACCUCGCCCUAAGAGAAGAAGAGUUACAGGAAUAUGUGGUCAAAGCCACAGAGAUCAGUCCCGAGCGGCAGCAGGUGGUCGGCAGCACCAAGAGCAUCGACACCGAAAUCACUCGGCUGAAGAAGAAAAUCAAGGUGUUCGAGAGCAACCACGGCGAUUGCGAGCAGGUGAUCAGGGAGUACGCUGAGGCCCUCGCUCUCUACAGAGAGAAAACCAACCAAGUGAGAGAUCUGCGGAGGUUCAUCGAUCAGCUCGAAAACAUCAUGUCAGACAGGCAGAACAGAUACAAGAUAAUGCGUAGGUCUCUCUCUGUCAGAUGCAAGUUAUACUUCAAUAACUUUAUGAUAAAGCUGAGCUGCUGCGGCUCUAUGAUCUUUGAUCACAACAACGAGACACUCUCAAUCUCGGUGAAGCCUCCGGGCAGGGAGGAUGAUGGUGUGAGUGACAUGAGGUCGCUGUCUGGUGGCGAACGCUCCUUCUCCACCGUUUGCUUCAUGCUCUCCCUGUGGGAGAUCACCGAAUCGCCCUUCAGAUGCCUCGAUGAGUUCGACGUCUACAUGGAUAUGCACAAUCGCAGAAUCUCUCUGGAUCUCCUCCUGGAGUUGUCAGAGCGGCAGCGCCUUCGACAGUUCAUCUUCGUCACUCCCCUCACCACCAGCAAUCUGCCCAAAACCAGCCUCAUCAAAAUCCACCAUCUUCAGGAUCCGGAAAGAGUUCUUAGUGAAACGACGGAUGAAGAUGUUUGAACUGAGCUCUUCUGAGUGACCGAAACAUAAAAAGUGACAGAAACAAGGAUGAGUGUUUAUGUGCCUAGUCGCUGUAUAUUACAGUAUUGCUGUAUGUGAUUGGGAGUUUUGUCCUUUCACAUUUGUUUGUUGGCUUGGAUGAAUUCAUGAAUGUGUUGUGAAACCUAAUAAUUGUGUUUUUACAGUAUAUGUUGCCAGGACACAGAGGUAUGUUAGUUUGUCAGAUUAUCUUUUGUUGGUGUCUUUGGGUGUAAAAAGCAUUACUGCAUCUAUGGGCCGCUAGCAAGACCCAUAUUCUUCAUAUUACAAUUUCUAAUAUUUAUCAUCCGCUUUAAACAUUUUGGGCAUCACAAUCAUAGAUACGUAGAUACCGCAUUGGCAGCUUCAGCCCGUUGCUGGGAUACGUCAGCGUCGCCGCCAUAUUGGGGAGGUCAGGAUCGGCCUGUAAACACAUACAAGUGAACGGGGGAGUUGCCGUUUUUCUGGAUAAAACUUCUCAACCGAUUUCAUGAGGAUUUAUGAUCUACGAGGAGUAUAAAAAGAAAGUUUUGUCUCCAGUUACUUAAAAUCUCGAUACUAGGCUAUAGUCCCUGCUAAAGGCUCAAAAGAGUGUGUUCACUUGUAUGUGUUUACAGGCCAGUCCUGACCUCUCCAAUAUGGCGGCGACGUUGACAUACGAUUCAAAGGCUAGUUUGGCAUCGACGUAUAUAUAUAUCUACGAUCUCAAUAACAUUUUAGUUAUAAGUGGAAGUGAGGAGGAUUGUAUUUAUCUCAUAAGUAGCCUCUGCUUACUAUAACUGGGAAGCCACUGGUCUGAUUCCCACCUAAGCACUCUUAAGAAAGAAAACAAAUCUCUCCUGAGUCAAUCAACUAAUCAUGAGUUCUCAACUAAAUAAUGUAGCAGUAGUGAAUAAUGCAGAUGUUCAAAACAACACAGAAGUUUGUGUGUUGUUUGUCAAAAGUCGUGCACUGUACGAUGUUUAAGAUUAUAGUGUUAUAUAAUUUGCUGUUUGUGAACAGCAGGUUAGAUUAAACGUGAUUAACGAAAAUACAACAAAACUACUUAGUUAGGUUUAGUAAAAAAAAAACAUCAUGGUUUGGCUUAAAAUGACUACGACAUUGAAACAAAACAAAACCAAAAUGUAAAAAAUACUUAGCUAGGUUUAGGCAACGAAACUACUGGGUUAGGUUUAGUAAAAAAAAAAGGCAUUACGGUUUGGCUUUAAAUUACGUAAAAACAAAACGAAAACGCAAGAAAUGACUACGUUUCACACGAGACACAAACAACGAUCUCCUGGGGGAAAAGUCUGCGGCCGUCAGCAGACUUUCAUAGAUAUUUGUGAUACGUUAAAGACAAACGUAAUCCACAAAAAAAUACUUGUCCUUCCAAGCGUAGUUGAGAAAUUAAUUUAGUUUUAUGGGAACGUAAUUUUCUGAAAAUACUGUCGCCAGUAUUCCGAUUAUAUGAUGAUGUGUUUGGAUCACUGGACUUAAUUUUAGGGUUGUAGUAAUAUAGCAAAUAGUUGACAUGAUUAUAUGUUAAUUAUUAUAUGUAAGUAAUGAUAUUAUAUUUUGAAAGUAGAUAAUAUGAAUGCACUUGUGUUUUUUAAAAAAAGGACAGUAUCUUUUAAAAAUGUUACACUGAAAGUGUUUUACAGUUUGAUAUUUUUGUUUAGUUUUACCUCAGGAGUCUGGUACAAGAGAGGGGGACUCAGGACUCUACACAACCUGUCAGUGUUAAUACUUUUACAAGUUUGAUCAUAUUUGGGCUCUGUUAUAUAAACAUGUACACUCUUUCUCUCCAGUUCUCACCCUUGUUAAAACCGCUCAUCUAGCAGUCAACUGCUUUGAAGAAUCAUAUUCACUGUUACAAUAAAUGUUGGUCAUACUUGUCAUACA